Molecule: messenger RNA, 732 nt
Organism: Monascus purpureus
Lineage: Eukaryota; Fungi; Ascomycota; Eurotiomycetes; Eurotiales; Aspergillaceae
Source: the annotation of a GenBank genome assembly
AUGUUUGAAUCCACCAGCAUCAACAUUCAGAUUGAACCAGACGAAUCCAGACCCCUUCUGGACUCCAAGUUCGACAGCCCACCAACACCACCAUCAUCAUCAUCAUCCGUGCCUUCUUCGAAGAAGUGGCUGUUCCUGAUUAUCAUCUCCGUUCUCGCUCUGACCGUUGAUCUUGGUUUCUACUUGACAGCCGCCCCUCAACUGGAGAUCUUCCAGGAUAUCAUCUGUAAAAACUACUACUCCAGAGUUGAUGGAUUCGAUGAAGACCGUUGCAAGUCCGAUGCGGUACAGAGCGAAUUGGCCUUGAUUGGCGGUUGGUUAGACACGUUUAAUACACUUCCUAGCGUUCUUUUAUCCAUUCCAUAUGGCGUUCUCGCAGAUCACUGGGGGCGCAAGCCAGUCAUGUUAAUCGGGAUGUUUGGCUUUCUGUUAGGAGAUGCGUGGACCAGGGUCGUCUGUUUUUGGCCCAAUCUCUUUCCACUACGACUAGUUUGGCUAUCUGGUUUAGGGAGAUUAAUCGGUGGUGGUGACCAGGUUCUGUCAUGCAUUGCUCUUGUGAUGCUUGCGGAUGUCGUUUCCGAGGAUGAAAGAGCAAAUGUGCUAUUCUACUUCAAUGCCAUGAUGAUUGCGUCGGAGGUCGUCGCCAUUCCCGUCAGCGCGUAUUUGAUGACCACCAAUCCAUGGGUUCCGUACAUACUCGGGUUUUUCAUAGAAGUCGCCGGGGAAUACUAA